Messenger RNA from Pocillopora meandrina, 4909 nucleotides. NCBI's taxonomy places the organism in Eukaryota, Metazoa, Cnidaria, Anthozoa, Scleractinia, Pocilloporidae. The record is from the annotation of a GenBank genome assembly.
CAAGAGGCGUAUUUCAAGGGAUCAUGGGUACUUUAAGAUACUUUACUCAGACUUAUUUGAGUAAAGUGAUGUAACGAAGAACUGCCGCUGUCCACGUAAGUUGUGAAACAAACCUAUCUGGGAUAUGUUAAGCUGGCUCCGGAGUUUCGAGCGGCAGAGAGCAAUGUCGUUUGAAAAAAACAUCCUGUCUGACCCUACAAGUGAUGGGAAUGUCUCCACGAAUGGUCAGGUAUCAGAGCGGCCAUCUAGUUCUGUGUAUAGUUACGAAGCAUUCGACAGCACGGCUCCAGUGAACUUUGUUUCAGAUCAGGAAAAUUUCACACAAACAUGUCCAACUUGCGGUGGAUCUGGAAAACUAACAAAAGGUUAGCUGCUUUGAUUUGAUAAAAGCAUGUUUCUCAUGAGUGAUUGUGAUGCAAUUUAGAUUGCCAGGAAGGAAAUUGUGACUCAGGUAAUCACAAGUUAAUGACUGAUUUCAUUAGUUUAUUAUUUACUGUAACUUAUUUAGUGAACUUAUAUUUAAUUGAUUAUAUUGUAAUUGUUAGAUAAAUCUGGAUAUCAUAUUCCCAGUUUGUUACUAUCCAUCAAACUUAAGUUAAACUUGGAUGCACAGAACUACUUGAAAUUCUGGAGAUUGUGAAAUGGAGACCGUGUAGAAAUACGACUCGUCGUAGGUAGUACCAAGAAGGCACGGAGUGCAUUUUGAUUGUACAUGCACCCAAACUUUCCACCCCUUUUGCAUUUGGAAUUAUUUCAUUUUCGCAUGAUGGUGUUGAGCCUUACUUUGUCAAGCCCCAAAUUUUCGACUUAGUAUCUUAAACAUUGCGGUUUCCUCCAUAAUUAUCAUAGUGAAUGAUGGUUAAUAUUUUUCAUUUCUACAUGUUAAAGUAAAUAAUUAUGUUGGUCCAAUACAGCAGACGGAAGGGUAAUAUUUCAAGGAAAGUGUAACUUAUAAUUCUUUCAAGAGUACAUUGGGUAUAGGUAUGUUUAUGUUAUCAGUGAAAGAAAUCAGUAACUUGCCCACUAGACCCAAAUAAUCUAAAGUAAAAAUUAAUUUGAUUGUCAUUAUUAUUUUCAUUUAGAGCAAGAACAUGACUUAGUAGCACUUAUUCCUGUGAGAGACAGACGACUCAAGCCAAGAAGAACGUAGGUCACUUUAUAUCAUGAUAUUACUUCUCCUUGAAAGAUAAUACAAAAACACCUUAAAAAAAAAAGGAUGCAGAGCUCAGUGUGCUGUGCGCAGAUAAUACAAAACACCUUAGAACAUAGGAUCCAGGAUAAAGCAGAGCCUAGAGAGCAGUGCUUGUAAACUCGAGAAAAGGGAGCAUUUUUUUGUUAAUUUGCAAGGUAGAUAAAAGCCUCUAGCUUUAGCGUUAAACUGGUCAGCAGCAUUGUUUAAGGACUCCUUCUGGGCAUUCAUGCAAUGUUUUCCUUCUUGGUUGGGGAUGUAAAAGAAAAAAUUAUCUUGUUUUUUAAUUGUCAUAGAUGAUAAAAAUAACUGCCUUGGUAGAGAGGCCUUUGACCCUUAACAAUAUAUAAGGCUAGCAUACAGAGGAGACAAAGAGAGGAAAGUUAAUUUGGGUGCAAAAAAACAUUCCCCUCUCCCUUCCCUUCUCCAUAUCAACCACACACGCAGCAAGGUCUGUCAACCUUGAACUACCAAAGAACUAAAAAGUAUGAAGUUGUGAUUAUACAGAGAGAACACUGCUAAUCUCAGAUCUAUUCUUCACCAUCAUUAUUAAUGGGUUUAGUAUUGAUCCCUUAAGUGUCAACUCCACUGAGAAUUCCUUUGCCAAAGCAAAUGGAUUUAUUAUUUUUCAAAAUGUUGAUUUAUUUUGAGUUAAAGAGGCCGGCGUAUUUUACAUCUCCACUGCUAGAGAUUUGAAAGUGACUCUCUAAUUUUCCACUUACUGAGUAUGUCAUGGAAGCACAUGAUAUUCAAAUUAUGCAAUGUACUCAGUGCAUCACACAUAUAGUGAAGAGGUCAAACACCCUUAAGUUAAGGGAGAAAUAUGUUGUUAAAUGGGUUGCAAAUCUAUGAAGUAGAUAAUAAAGGGGAAAUGAAUGAAAUUAAGAAUUUGUUAGUUGUCCUACAAGUUUUGCCACAAAGAUUUAAUGAUGUAAAGGUUAACCUCAAGCCCUAUGGAUGUUUCGGGAAAAUGAGGGCCACCUUUAGCAUUUGAAUGAAUAAGAUGAUAUUGAGUGAGUAGUGAGUCAAUUGAUUCAAAACUUUAACAUCUCCCCUCCUGGGCUACCUUCUAGGCAUUUGAACUGUUGAAGAAUGCGUUAUGUGAACUCCCAUUCCUUGGGGCCAAAAUUGGGUUCAAAUGCCUUCCUCAAGUGCUGGAUUUGAUGGUAAAAAGAAACAUCAGGAACUCUUCACUCGUUGACCAAGCAUGAAAACCUUGACCUCUUUGACAUUUUCUUCUGAUCCAUUCCCUCAAAAAAGUGAACCCAUUACCUUAUAAACACCUCAAUAUGAAAAGAUAAAACAGGUGUUUUCUGUUGGAAAGACUUGACACUUCCAGCUCAAUUUCCUCACCCUAGCCAGGCAAGGAUUGAAUUCUCCACCCCCCUUCCCCAGACAUAGACAACCAUCAAGGGAGAGGGGGGGGGGAAAGGGGAGGAUUGUUGAAACAAUUUGAUCAGUGUAUAAUACACGUGACAAGUGUUAACAUUUUGAUCUCAUGGCUGAGGUUGUAAGGGAAAAAGGCAGAAGAAGUUAAAGGAAUAUGAACAGUCAUACUGAUUAUAUUUUGUAUCCUGGUUGGCCGAGCGCAUCACUUUAUUUGAACUUGAAAUACUUUUAUAAUGGCAUUGCUAUAAUGAUGGGAUGGUGUAUUCUUUAUACUGAUCUGCAUUUUCUUGUUUUUCAGUAUUCUUUACCUUGUCCUAGCGGUCUUCCUUUGCCUGGCAAUCUGUGCAGUGGUUGGGGUGAUUUUCUUCCCGAGAACUGUUUCAAUCAAAUUAGUUGGUGCAUCACCAAAAAAUAUUAGCAUCCCAAGCUCAAACUAUUCACAUCCUGUUAUCAUAAUAAAUGUGAGUGAAUAAACAUGAGUAUUAAUCUUGAUGUGACAAUAAUAACAACAAAAACAGUGAUGAUGAUCAUGGUAAUAAAGAUAAUAAUGAUUAUAAUAAUGAAAAUGAAAAUAAAAAUAAUACUAAUGAUAGACAUAAUGAAAAGGAUGUUCCUAAUGCUAACAAUUAGAGGAAAUCACCAGCCAUGUAUUAACUCAUUAUUUUUUUAUCUUGAUCAUAAGUCUUUUUCAUGGUAAUUGCAAGUAAAUCUGUCAAAAAUAUUGUAAAAAUUAUGAAUAUAGAGUGAUUCAGGCUUUGACAAGUUUCAACUCUGUGCCUCCCUGUUGGGGGCCACUACUAAUGGUACUCUUCAUAUCACUACAUUGUAACUCUGCUGAUCUAAUGCUGCAUUCUAAGAGGCUCUUUAAUAUCUAAAGUUCUGAUUUUCAAAUACUCUUAGAAGUGUCUCUCUGUUUUUUUACAGAGUAAUCCAAUUCAAUUCAAAGUAAUGUUGUAAUAAAGUGGGUGGAACUGAUAUUGAUUAUGAGUACUUCUUUUUAAUUUCAACAGAGCACUAUUUUAGUCAACAAUUCCAACUUUUUUGAGGCAAGCUUGGAUCACAUCAACAUUCAAGUCAACUGGAAUGGAUAUGUUGUAGCCGACCCAGACAUUCUAGGGAAGAUAAAAGUGCCAGCACGGUCAAGUCUUCAUGUAUGUUGAUCAGUAGGGGGAAGUUUUGAUUUAACCCUUCAACUCCCAGAAGCUAUUAGCAUAUAACUUCUCCCUAUAAUAUCCAAGCUUUAUCCACCAAGCAGGUAAUGAGAACGCUCAAACUUAUUAGGUUGAAUUUGUUACGUUGAUAGAACACCAAAUUGUUGUAACUAAUUUACCAGGAAAUGCUUAGCAGCUAGUUGGGAGAAUUUACAAUUGGAUCCUGGGAGUUGAAGAGUUGAACACAGGAUUAGAUAGUGUUCCUUAAACUUCAUAGAUCAGAGGAUUCCUGGACUAAAUUUCAGUGGCCUGUUGACUUUGUGUUAUUCAGAUGUAGAACUAUUGUGCAGUAAACUCACCAAUUAGUUUACACUUUUCUCAUGUUACCACAUUUAUGAAAAAACCCUGGUAGUGUCCAUAAAUUGAAAGGGGCAAUCUUUGCAGGUAAGUACAGUUUUGCACUCAUAUUUAAUAUGCCAAAGAAAAACCUCUAUUGAGUUUCUAAUGAGUUUCCUUGGUUACAACUACAAGUAUUUUUUUAAUAGAAGUAAAUUAAUAUUUUACACAUACUUUUUCAAGCACUUAAGUAAAGUGUUGUUUGCUAUGAAGUAGUCACUAUGUUGUGUAUCUUUCCCAUGUAGCACACAUUUAUUGUGAAAACAAUUUACAGUGGUAAAGAAGCAGACAAAAUAAAGUAAGUUUCAUUGUACUGAAAAUUACCUUAAUAAAUGGAACACACUGUGCAGGAUUCUCACCAUUGUAUGCCUGCCCUACACCUGUAGACAGGUCUGCCAGUGGGAAAUUCACUUAUCAUAUCAUUUAUGUUUCCACUUUUUCUUGAGGAUCUGAUUUUCUGUUGGCUCCUGUCCUGUUCUUUACCAUCACACCUCAUUGGAUAUCCUAUAAAAUCAUUUGAUUUUCAAGAAAUAUCUUACACAAUGAUUGAUAAAUUUCUGUAAUUUUUUGGCGAAUUUCUUCAUUGUUCUCCAGGUUUUGGAUCUGUAGAUAUGUUGUGAUUUUUUCUGGGUAAAAUGUUUGAUUUGUUAAUUUUUUUGUUUCCAGUUUGGAAGCUGUGUGUUCUUAUUAUCAAUAUUUAUGCAUUUUUGUGAGUGCAAUUUUUUUUGUGAUAUUUCAGGAGAGUUUGCUGUGGCUGGUCGUACAAUUUGGCUUUCCUCAUAAC